CCUAUUCACUGUUUCGUAUGUCGACUUUAUUGUUUGACUCUUGAUUGUUUACUGCCUGGACUUUUGUUCUAGAUCGUCGCAAAAUGAGCCAAGAUGAGCCUCUCUAUCUCUUGUCACUGGACGGCGGAGGUAUCAGGGGAAUUUCGGAACUGGUCAUAUUGCACGAGAUCAUGAAGCGACUACAGAAGAUGGCAGGCCUCAGAGAAAUACCCAAGCCUCAGGACCAUUUCCAUUUGAUGGGUGGCACAAGCACUGAGGGGGUGAGUUGGUCUUUCCAACACGCCGUCUUGCAAAAUGUCACUAAUAGCAGAUCAUUGGAAAGACUCAUUGCCAUCAUGUUAGGUCGCAUGGGUAUGUCGACUGAAGAAGCCAUCAACGCAUCCGAAAGUUUUGCAGAGGACGUUUUUCAUCCGAAAAACCGUAGGUUCUGGAGCAGAACUUACAAGGAGAAAACACUCGUCAAAAUCAUACAAGAUAACGUGCGCAAGCUCGCAACGACCACGAUGCUCGACGACGCGAGGGAAAAGGGACUCACGUUUGUUUGCUCAGCCACGUAUGAAAAUUACGCGGCUUACCUCUUCCGAACGUACAAAGGCAGCAGCAACUGCGCUCACAAUGUGGAAAUUUGGGAGGCGGCAAGGGCAACGUCGGCGGCACCGACUUUCUUCGACCCAAUCUCCAUCAAGGUCGAGGCAGAGAGGGACCAGUACGUCGACGGGGCCGUGGCCUACAACAAUCCCGCCCGCCUUGUUCUGAGUGAGGCCGAGUCCUACUUCGGCCCGAGGAGGACCUUGGGAUUUCUCCUCAGCUUGGGCACCGGACUUAAAGUCUCCGAUAAGGAAGUCAACGUAGUUCCUCCUGGGCAGCCUAUAGAUCGUCCAGUCGUGGCCAGACAAGGCAGCGGCGCCCUCUUCUCAAGAGGCACGAUAAAGAUCGUCAAGCAUGCCAAAGCAUCGUUGACUGAUUCGGAGCCCGAGCACCAAGCCUUAGAGGAGCGGUUUUUGGGAACACCCUACGCAUACUGGCGGUUGAAUUUGGACCGGGGCGCUGCGGAUAUCAAGCUGAAUGAAUACCAGAAAAUGGGGUUGUUGCGGGCGGCAACGGAGAGGUACAUACAAGACUUUGAAGUCUCUGCCAGUAUCGACAAAAUUGCCAGCAUGUUGUACAAAAAGGAGGGCGUCAACAUGUCUCUUGAUGCCGCAUGCCAUGCGGUAUCCGAAGCGGCCUCGAGGCAAGCCGUUCAGCAAGAGGUGCAGAUCAACAGCAUUGCAAGCCCUCAAUUCACUGGCAGAUUAGACAUACUCAGCAAGAUGGAACGGCACUUUUUCGAACGCCCGGCCGGAUCUUCACCUAGAAGACACCUCAGAAUUUGGGGCGUGGGAGGCGUUGGGAAGACGCAGAUUGUCCUCAGAUUUAGAGACUUGUACGGGUCAAGAUUCGAUCUGGUGUUUCGGAUCAACGGCGCCACCAUAACUUCCAUGAUCGAAAGCUUCAGAUUGUUAACAGCUGAGAUUUUCGGCGGAGAGCCCAGCAGGCCUGAUAUGAAGAAAGUUCAUAAUUGGUUGGCACAGAAUCAUACUGAAGAGUGGCUUCUUGUAUUCGACAACAAUGAUUCAAUCGACGUGAGCCAGUAUAUUCCUCCGGGGAACGUUGGAAACAUUAUCUUCACCAGCAGACGGAAAGAUAUAACACCCACCCUGGACGCCGACCAAACAAUCCCGGUCGACAUUAUGGAUGCAGAGGAUGCAGUCACCCUAUUCCUUCGCGCCUCGAAAAGACAAAGGACAAAGUCCGGAGAUGCUGACGACAGAUACGAAAGAGAAAUUGUUAGCGAGCUUGGAUAUCUCCCAUUAGCCAUCGAUCAGGCCGGUUCCUAUAUUUACAACCAGGAGUGUUCAUUCGCAAGCUAUCUUGUCAACUUCCGGGAUCGCCGAAAAGACAUUAUAGGAGACCCUAUGUACCCGGGAGUCUUUGAGCACAAUCCCGCUGUUUACGGUACAUUUGAGCUCUCGUAUGUGGCAUUGGAAAAGCGGUCACAGCAAAACAGUCACAACGGCCGGGCUGCCUUGAAUGCCCUUCGUAUUCUCAACAUCUUCUGCUUCUAUCAUAAUGAGAAGAUCACAAGUGCGAUUCUCAGGAGGGCAGCAGUCAGCAGAAAAUGGGAUGUAAGUCCCUUUCGCAGCGAAAGGGGCGACAAUGGGAUUGGGCCGUUUCCGUUGAUCAACAUUACAAGAGAAGGCGAUUGGGAUCCAACCAACUUCGAAAAUGGAAUCGCGACGCUGAGAAGCUAUUCUUUGAUCAAGAGGUCUACUUUGGCUGGGUGGUUGUACUCUAUGCAUGUUUUAGUGCACUCUUGGGCCAGAGACCGAAUGAAGCCCGACACUCUGACCAUGCAACGCAGAGCAGCUGGCGAGAUACUCUAUCUUGCGAGUGCGAGAAAUAAGACCUUCGAUGCAGAGAUCUUUCGCCCCGAGGUACUGCCGCAUAUGCAGGCAUGUUUUGAGCACGGAAGUCUAGAGUUCAUGAAGUUGACACGGGAGACUCAUAGGGAAGGUGCAUUCUCAAGUGUGCUUAUGGACCUGGGACUCUGGACCCAAGCUACAAGGGUCUUGGAAGAGAUUGUUGCUGCUAGCCAAGUGAUAUUCGAGCCUCAAGACAUGGAUAGCAUAGCGGCUUCGUGGGAUCUGGCGAGGGCCUACCGCGAUUCCAGCAGGUUGAAAGAGUCCCAGGCUCUUUUCCAGGAUAUUAUCAGACUGGUCGCGGACCACGGUGAGAUCAGGGUCGUGCGCCAUCAUCCCCGCAUCGGCAUCGACCUGGUGGAGUUGUCGAUCAUCCAAGCAAGAUACAAGGAGGCCAAAGAUUUGCUAGCUACACUUCUAGAAUAUGGGGAGGAAGUCGGGCGAGACGGGCCCUGGUCUGGGGGCUGGUGGCGCAAAACUGUGAGAACGCUUGCCACCAUCUUCCGGAUGGAGGGCAAUGCUGGAAUGGCUUACGGUAUUGACAUUAGUUACCUACAGUAUUGUGUGGAAAACAAAAUCCAUUCUCUUGCAACGGCGAGCGCAUUGAGCAGCGUCGCCGCAUCGUGUUCAGCCUUGGAGGAACACAAUGAAGCGGACCGGACUUGGCGCGAAGUCCUCGCCAUCGAAGAGGGAUUGGACAAUAAGUCCAGGAUCUUGCCAUCGAAGCGAGAUGUCGCAACCGGAUGUGCGAACCUGAAUCAGUUUGAAGAGGCAGAGAAGAUCUUGCGCGAGGUUCUUGAAGUGAGCGAGAAGUUUCUUUGGAGGACGCAUCUUGAUACACUGGCAACGAUGGAUCAGCUGGCGGGUGUGUUGGCCCGGUGUCAAAAGACAGAGGGGGCUGUCCGGCUAUGGGAGGAAUGCCUCGAUGGUUGGGAGCAUAUUCUGCGCGAGCAACAUCCUCUCAAGCAGAGAACAAGGUGGGCGUUGGAGAAAAUAAGAAAUGGCGAUACCGGCCUCGCGCAAGAGGAUUUCCAGGCCGGUGGAUGCAUGUUUUCUGGAGGAUGCUAUUUCCUACCUAAGGAGGUGCCCAACCGGGAUGGCCGUUUGCUGACUUGGAUGUCACAGUUAGAGGUUCUCAAGCUCUUUCCCCCCGAACUAGAGGGGGACGCCGAUACGCGAGAUGGAGUAGAAAGCGCAAAAGCGUAAAUGGUAGAAUGGAACGACUCUUCUUUCAACUGAACUUCUGAAGUCAAGACGACUUGUGGAUGACAACCUUGACUAUUGCCGUUGUGUAUGUGUACUAUGACCUCCAGGUGACGACAGCUCGCAAUAGUGACAUCGGAGAUGCCCUUGUCGCCGCCGUCAAAAAUGAUAUGGCAGCACACAACUCUCUCU
Colletotrichum phormii is the source of this 3854-nucleotide messenger RNA. Its product is annotated as acyl transferase/acyl hydrolase/lysophospholipase. NCBI's taxonomy places the organism in Eukaryota, Fungi, Ascomycota, Sordariomycetes, Glomerellales, Glomerellaceae. Gene Ontology annotation, molecular function: protein binding; ADP binding. The transcript has 4 exons. The coding region runs from base 84 to 3665 and encodes 1193 amino acids. Gene Ontology annotation, biological process: arachidonate metabolic process. Gene Ontology annotation, cellular component: membrane. The record is from RefSeq and is a predicted model, not a curated record.